AUAAGCUGGCCAAAAUUAUGAGCGAUCUGGAGGGAAAUUGGUAUAAUUUUAGCUACAGCGUCCUUUGCUGAAAAUGGUUAACUAAAACACUAUUUCCUUUCAAAAAAAAACUAGAGCACCAUUUUUGUUUAGGGUUCUGCGAAUUCGGCAGGUGUGCAGUUGAAGCAAACUUAAGAAGAAGAAGAUGUUUUCAGAAGCUGAGAAGGAAAGAAAGGUGCAGGAAGUGAUAGAGAUGCUUAGGAAAUGUAGAAACUUAGGAGACAGUGGCAAAGCUCUUAGAGGUAUGAAAAAUGUGUUGGCUUUAUGGUGGCAAAGCUCUAUGCUGUCCUCUUUUUCCGAGAAAAUUUUAAAUGGAAAAACAAAUAAAUAAAUAAAUUUUUAAGAGCAAAGAUUAGAAUUUUUUUUUUUUUUUUUUUUUUUUUUGGAGCACCCAAUGCUCGUUUCAGCUGUGAAUUGUGGUUACUAAUAUUAUGCUUCGCUAGUCCAUUUAGAAGGUUCUUUUUCUGUUGCAAUUUUUGAAAAUUGGAGUGGCAUCAACUGUGGAAUUCUGAAAUUGUUUGUUUUCUUUUGAUUUCUCACCAAUCAAACAGAUUAUUGAAAGUUACUUAAUGCAGUUUUAUCACAAUAUCCAAGGUGUUCCCAAGAAUUUGGGUCCAGUGCAUGAGUCGUUCCUUGCCCUGCUAUGUCUCUUUGCACAAUUCCUAAAGCUGGGUAUUUUUACAGAAUUUGCAAGCAUGUCCAUCAUUUUAAGAAUUUUUAUUCCUUCUGUGCUUUUAGAAUAGAGGAUUUCAUUGAAAGGAGCAAUACCUAUGAUUGUAAUUAUCAAGAACUUCAACACAGGAUGCAAAAUUAUGCAACCUCUGGACACCUUAUAGAAGCUCUUGAAUCCUUAAAUUCCAUGUCACUAACACUCGGGAAACCGACUGUCUAUGAUUAUAACUGUUUGAUGCAUUGUUCUUUGAAGUCGUGUAAUGUAUCGUUGGAAGCCUUGUAUGAGGUGUAUCAUGUAAUGAAAAGGUUUGGGUUUGCUCCUAAUGCAUCAACUUUUAAUACGCUUCUCAAUGGGAUGCUAUCUCAUGGUUAUCUGAAAGUUGGCUAUUCUAUUACGGAGGAGAUGUAUCGAAAUGGCUUUGUGCCAUCUUUUACAUUUAUGUCAAAAUUGUUGAAGAAAACUCUUAAAGUAGGGAGUUUAGCUGAUUCAGUUAGCAUAUUUGAGUUUAUGUUGAGGUUGAACUAUAUUCCAACUGAAUCUAGUUUGAACUUGUUGAUUUCAAAACUUAGCAAAGUUGGGAAAAUUAAAGAGGCGUACUUAGUUUACUCCAAUAUGCUGGUCAAGGGUUCUUUUUAUGCUGCAUAUUUGCAUAAUCCCAUUCUGUGGGCUCUCUGUAAGUCUGGUCAGACUUAUACUGCUUUGGCAUUGAUGAAAAAGAAAGGUGCUGUCUGUGAUGUCUGCUCUUAUACUGCUUUAAUUUAUGGGUUUGGUAGAGAAGGCCUGUGGGAAGAUCUUGUUCGCUGCUUAGAUGAAAUGCAUAGUUAUGGCUGUAAGCCUAAUACUAUAACAUACACUAUAGUUAUCAAGAGUCUCUGUGAUAAUGAAAAGACUAAAGAGGCAUUGGACUUCUUAGCAAAGAUGGAGAGGGAAGGAUGUGAGCCAGACUUGAUCACAUACAAUGUAAUUCUUCGUGCACUUUGCCUUAAAGAUAGUGUGGAAGAUAUUUUUGGGCUCAUUGAGUUGAUUGAUCAAAAAGGACUCUCUCCCAAUCCAUACACAUAUGCUGCUUUGGUGGGGGGCCUAUUGAAAAGAGAGGAGAUUAGAGUUGCUUAUAAGAUAUUGAUUGAUGCAAUCUCAAAGGGCUGUGCAGAUGUUGCUGUAUACAACAUUUACUUCCAUUGUUUAUGUCGUGUCUAUGGAUCAAGAGAAGCAUUGCGUUUGUUGGAGAAUAAGAUAAAACAAGGUUUUAUGCCCAGAAAUGCAACGUACAACACCAUUUUCAGAAAGCUGAGAAGGAAAGAAAGGUGCAGGAAGUGAUAUAGGUGCUUAGGAUAUGUAGAAACUUAGGAGAUAGUAGUGGUGGACCUGAUUUAUAUAGUAUUUUAGAGAAGGUUUUGAAGUCUAAAAAUCCAUGUAUAGUAAAUUGGACCUUCUCAGACAUGCUGCCCAUAAUGUUCAGAGAAGAAGAAGAAGAAGAAGAAGAAGAAGCAGUCUCUAGGCUGCUGGGAUAUCAGGUUGCCCUCCAUGGUUGCUCAUGGUAAAGAUGAUCAUCCUCUUAUCCCCGAUCUCUGUCUUCUUAACCUUGGUAUGUUGGGCAUGAGGAUCUUUUAAGUUGAUUUCGUUUUAAUUUAGUAUUGAGACUGAGUGGAGACAUGUGUAGAGACUGAGUGGAGAUAUGUACUGUUAAAGCUUCUAAAUGCUGACCAACCCACAUUUUGUUCAUGUUUUGCAUAUUAGGCUUCAAAAUAUCAACGGAACUGGAAACCUUAUCCGAAUGAUGUAGAAUCAUCAUCAAACAACAUAGAUGCAAUGAUUUACCGGGCUUCUAAAUACAGGAAGCAUGCAUGUGGAAACUGUGGAGCCAUGAUGCACGGUUCCAAUUCUUCUACAAAAAGAUAUCUGAAAGGUGGACCAAAGUCGACAAACGAACCUCUUGUUAAGUUACCUAAUGAUUCAGAAAUAGUGAGAUAUAAAUUCAUCACAGAUCCCUUAGGGAAUCUGUUCAGUGACCCAUCAAACUUUGCUGAUCCCCAAACACUGUUCAUCAUGUGGAUCCUGUAAGAUCCAGAUGCGAAGUUUAAUGGGAAGAUCCAGUUGAGAAGUUUAAUGGGGGCAAGUAAUUUUAGUGGUUGGUUGAGGAGGUUGUAUAAUUAUGGUAAAUUUAUUCUCAUACUGAUAUUUUUUUACUUUAAUAUAGGGUGAUAACAGCACCAGUGAAACAGUAACACAGAAACAGAACAACCCUGGUAUACUGUAGAAGGGUUUUGAGAGAAGGGGUUUUUUUAGCAUCCUUGUCAAGCUGCUGUUGGAAUUCUGUAGAAUAAUGCCUGGCUUUCUGCUGUGACAUUUCGGUUCAUGUUUGUGAAAUUUUUCUCUUUUACUAUAAUGAUCUUUGGGCCCGUUUAAAAUGGAAGAUUAAACUGAGCCGAUAUGACUAAUCAAUCUACUUCUAUUGCAAACCCAUACUAUUCUUUAACAUUC
Molecule: messenger RNA, 3193 nt
Organism: Ziziphus jujuba (common jujube)
Lineage: Eukaryota; Viridiplantae; Streptophyta; Magnoliopsida; Rosales; Rhamnaceae
Product: pre-mRNA-splicing factor SLU7
Exons: 4
Coding region: 683-2029 (448 amino acids)
Molecular function (GO): protein binding
Source: RefSeq, a predicted model, not a curated record